Plutella xylostella (diamondback moth) is the source of this 1418-nucleotide messenger RNA. Lineage: Eukaryota; Metazoa; Arthropoda; Insecta; Lepidoptera; Plutellidae. The record is from RefSeq and is a predicted model, not a curated record.
AUUUUUUUCAUUCAUUCAUCAUUCGAGUUUUCAUGAUUUUCAUGUGCCGGUCGCGUGUUCGUUUAUUUUCAUAAUUUGCGGACACAACAAAUAAAGUUAAUUUAAAAAAGGUGUUGUAUGGCACCAGUUUAUACUCAAUAGCUUUAAAUUAUUAUUGCCACCGCCAUCAAGUGAAAAUGCAAUAGACGAUCAUCUUUCAACUACAGUGUUUGGAAUUUUUCACACAUCGAACUAUUUUGGAAAUAUUCGACCACAUAAGCAGCAAAUAUGAACUCUGUCCGAACUUUUGUGUCCUUCGCCUUGAGUAAUGGAAAACAUGGAAUCAAAACAUCUAAAAACACGCAGCUCCGCCAGCUUCUGUCGUGCGCGCCGCUCGGCGUGGCGGUGUCGGGCCGCGGCGCGCACAGCCAGGACCUUACCAAGAACAUACAGUACAUCAGCAACGACAAGGUCAAGCUGACUGUUGAUCCGGUUACUAUGCGACUGGACAAACAGAUCGACCGGCCCCUCUGCAUCAUGAUGAACUGGCUGCUCGCGCAACACAAGCACGUGAUGAAGUACGCCGCUCUGUACCUGGAGCAGGGCUUCGACGUGGUGUCGGCGUCCUGCUCGCCGUGGCAGCUCAUGUGGCCUAUGAAGGGCUCCCAGCUGAUAGCAGGCGACCUGCUCAAGCUGAUCGCCAACAACCCGAGUUACAGCCCGCUGACGCUGCACGGGUUCUCUGUCGCCGGCUACCUGUGGGGAGAGGUCUGCAUGCACGCCAACGCGAACAAGCCUCUCUACCAGCCCGUACUGGAUCGGGUCGUGGCCCAAGUAUGGGAUUCCGCGGCGGACAUCAGCGAGAUCACCAUCGGCGUGCCGGCCGCCGUGUUCCCGCGCAACGCCAUCAUGCAGCGCACGCUCAGGACUUAUAUGGAAUACCACAUGAAAACGUUCCACGAGUCAGCAACCGUGCACUACAUGCGUUCGUCUCAAACGUUCCACCUGAACCCGUGCCACGCGCCGGCGCUGUUCCUGCUGUCGAAGACGGACCCCGUCGGCUCGGAGACCAGCAACCGACGCGUCUACGAGUCCUGGGUGCGCAACGGGAUACAGUGCACCUGGAAAGUAUUCGACAAGUCGCCGCACGUGCAGCACUUCAUCAAACACCCCAAAGAGUACGUCUCGGCUCUCUACACGCACCUCGAUGCCGCCAACGUACUCACACAGCCAGAGAAAAUGAGGAUGAGGUGCUAAGUUGCUAACUCUAUGGUCUCCUUUCUUUUUCUUCUUUUUGUAACCAGCCUCUCUGAACUGUCAAAUUCAAAUACUGUAAUGUGAUUGGAGGUGCUAACUCGUUGGCCUCCUUUUGGUUUUUUUUCGUCUUUUGAUAACCAGCGUGAAGAACUGUCAAAUUCAAAUACUGCAAUGUGCGGAUA